GUUAAAAUCUUUAGAGAGUUACUUACAUACGACGUACAGGUAUGAUUUAAAGGUGAUUGUCAGUUGUGGCGGGAGUUUGAGAUAUUGGGAAAAUACAGAAAGAUUCAACUAAGGUUCGUCGAAAAUGAAGCCUACCAACUUGGCGUUCCUUGUGUUUGGUAUUACGGGGCUGCUUCUUGUUUUUAUUCUGGGAUAUUUUUCAUCGUCAGAAAAAAUAUAUUUCACUGAUGUUCAUCCACAUAUAAAGAACAGUGACACACAAACUACUUCAUUUAAUGGUGAAUCAAAUUCCAUCAAUAACAAAACUUUGGUAAUCUUGUGGUACAACAUUCCAUUUUAUUUAAAGUCUUCAGUGACAUAUUUUCAAGCGAACAAGUGUAACAAUUUUAGAUCUACCUGUAUAUUAUCAACCGUUCAUUCUGAUAUACUUAGAAGUAGUGGUGUUAUCUUCACUCAUUCAACUCUACCAAGAACUCCUCCCAUGAAGAAUACAUCUCAAGUCUGGAUUUUUAAUACUCUGGAAAACAAAGCAUUCACACAUUGGCCAAAUACCGCCUGGGACUAUAAAUUCGAAUGGACCAUGUCUUAUCGUAAAAAUGCUGACGUUUCAAGACCGUAUGGAAAAAUCAUAAGACUGGACAAAAGUAUACAUAGAAAUUACUCUGAGGUUUUUCGACAGAAGACAAAAUUCGGUGUUUGGAUGUCUGGUCACUGCCCUGUUCCAUCUCGUCGUAAAGAAUACAUCGAACAAUUAAAGAAGUACAUAGAUAUUGACACGUUUGGAUCGUGUGGAAAAAAGAAGUGCGGCGUUCGAACUCCUGCGAUGAAUGAGUGUCUGAAGAAUUUCUCCAGGGAUUAUAAGUUUUAUUUCUCCUUCGAGAAUAAUAUUUGUAGAGAUUACUCCACAGAAAAAGUAUUUAACUUAUAUCAAUACAAUUUGAGCAUCAUACCAGUUGUAAAUGGUCCACCUCAAGCAGGUGAAUAUUUACCUAAGGGAACUUUCAUAAACGCUUUAGAUUUUACGUCUCCGGAAAAAUUGGCCAAAAAACUUAAAGAAAUUGGAUCUAGUGAAAAAUUAUAUACUCAAUAUUUGAGAGAAAAAGAUAAAUAUGGUUCUUUAAAUAACUCUGAAAUAUUUCGCGAGUCAAUGUGUUCUGCUUGCAAAAAGCUAGAUCAACUAAAGGGUAAAAACAUAAUAGCAAAACCGAAAGUGAUUGACGUGUUUAAAAAUGAAUGUUAACAGUUCUAGUGAACAUUUGGAAGGAGAACUCUCACUAUCAUCAUGAACUCAUUCUAAUAGUUUCUUUAUUAUUUCUAACAUUUUAUUUAAUCGCUGAUUCCCUGAAUUUAUUAAUAAAACAAUUUGAUACUCGAAAGGACUAUAUUUGAUAUGGGCCUAAACUGGCCCCCUAAAAUGAUCAACAUCAAUUUUACUGUAAUUCUUUGUUUUCUUUGUUCAGAUAUAUAUGUGAUGUUUUUACAGAAUUUUUUUUACAUUUUGAUUCAACUGCCCACAAUUUAGAAAUAUGACAUCGUAAAGACAACCCAUUUCCGCCAUUUUUGCAUUUGUAGCAUAAAACAGCUUGUUUUAAAGCAGUUAUUCUUACAGAAGACAUAGAGCGCAUGUUUGAACAAACAAAAUAUUUUAAUCAGAGAUGUAUCUAGCCAAGGCUAAUAAGUGACAAAAAAAUUUCGUUGUUCAAGCAUGCGAUCUAUAUUUCCCAUUCAUAAAAAGAGAAGAAAAAUGUCAAUUUUUGACUGAUUUUGAUUGAACUAUAGAAACGUCACUUCUGACGUCAUAUGCUGCCAGUGAGUGCAAAUAAAUCAAAUAAAUAGGUGAAAAUAUUUUUUACAUCAACUCCUCUAAAAUAUAACUUACAUUUUAUUGUACCAGAAACACUUAAAAAAUGGUGAAUUAUGGGGCCAAAUCUUAUCAUAAGGUUUUUUUUAUUAAAUCUAAGCUUUUAUGACUAAUUUUUCUUGCUAAAUGUAAAAUGUAACUUACCUUAAAAUAAAUCGUCCGACUUUUCAUCAAUAUCUGAUAAAAGUAAAUAUCGGAGAAGUAUUGCUACAGAACAAGUAGCACAGUUUGUACGAGAUAUAUAGAAAAGAGUCUUGUUCGUAAACAACUGUUCUGCUUUUUUGCUAUAGACAAUGUCAAAUAAGAGUCACUAAAAACUAAAGGUGAUAAAUAUUAACUGAGGUAAUUCUAAUCAAUGUACAGAACAUCUGCAAUAAAAUUAAGUACCAGGACCAUAAAUCAAACAUAUCAAACAUCUGCAAAACAAUGAUGUACCGAGACCUAAAAUUAAACUAAAACAAACAUCUACUCUACAAAUAUGUACCAGGACCUUAAACAAUUCGAAAAAUAUCUAUAUACAUGAAUAUCUAUAUCAUUCAGAAGUACACUGAUCAUAGGCGUCAGAACCGCAGGGGGGGGGGGGGCUGCAUUUUGCACCAAUUAAGAAUUUCGUAAUUUUGGGGAAAUUUUUGUAGUUAAGAAUUUUUUUUUUGGAACCACAGGUAUACCCCCCACCCCAUCCCCCCCCCCCCACCCGGAUUAGGACUAUCUUGAUUUUGGGAAUAAGGUUUUUAUUUUUUUGCUUGUAAAUAUGUCUGAGUGUGGUAGAACAGAUUUAUUACUAUCUAUUUCAUAUGUAUUUAUUCGUUUUUGGAUUUUCUAUUUUCGUUUUGUGCUGUUUAUUCUUAAAUGUUAUUCAUUUAAAGUUUUAUUGCGCGCGUAUGGUUCUUUAAUUUCUAAUUAUCUAUUAGUAUAAGUAACCGUUAAAACUAAGUAAAAUUGGGCAGUACUAGUAUUUCAUUUUAAACGACGUCGGACAAUCCAGUGUAUAUCAGCUGCAUCUUGUGGUUUGUUAAUAUUAUAUUUAGUUAUAUAUUUCAUUAAUACCAUGAUAGUGAUCUUGCCAUUGUAAUUUCUGAAACUUGUUUGUAAGUUCUAAUAUUAAAUUGCUACAAAACAUGUUUUACCAUAUAAAUGAAUACUGAAGUAACGGUUGCAUUUUUAUGAACAAAUUAUCGAAACUAAAACAUAUUGAAUGUACAUGUAAAAUUGUAUUUUGUCUAAUGUAUUUUUCCUUGUUUAUAGGUCAAUGCUUUAAAACGUUUAAUAA
Messenger RNA from Magallana angulata, 3131 nucleotides. RefSeq names its product 4-galactosyl-N-acetylglucosaminide 3-alpha-L-fucosyltransferase 9-like. The record is from RefSeq and is a predicted model, not a curated record. The coding region runs from base 125 to 1240 and encodes 371 amino acids. Gene Ontology annotation, cellular component: membrane. Lineage: Eukaryota; Metazoa; Mollusca; Bivalvia; Ostreida; Ostreidae. The transcript has 2 exons. Gene Ontology annotation, molecular function: alpha-(1->3)-fucosyltransferase activity.